GGCUCAAAGGCUGCUGAACCUCUCUUUGCAAGAAGCCAGUUUUGCACCUGUGUUUCUGAGUUUGGGCAAGCCCAGAACAAUGGUCACAAUUGAGUCAGAAUCAGACUUCUAUGACGUUUUUGAGAUCCUGGGGAAGGGGACAUUUGGGGAAGUGGUGAAAAGCUGGAAACGGAGCACGGGGGAGAUGGUGGCGAUCAAGAUCCUGAAGAAUGACUCCUACCGGAGCAGAAUCAUCAAGAACGAGCUGAAGCUGCUACAAACCAUGUCGGAGGUCGACUCAGAGCAGUCUCACAUCGUCCAGUUCCAUGAGUUUUUCCAUGAUGAGCUCAAGUUCUACUUGGUCUUUGAGCUGUUGGAACAAAACCUCUUUGACUUCCAGAAAGAGCACAAUUUUUCCCCUUUGCCAGUCCGCCACAUUCGGACAGUGACCACACAGGUGCUGAGAGCCUUAGCCAAGUUGAAAGAGCUCUCCAUAAUCCAUGCAGACCUGAAGCCUGAGAACAUCAUGUUGGUUGACCAGGUGAGGUAUCCUUUCCGAGUCAAGGUGAUUGACUUUGGCUCAGCCAGCAUCUUCAACGAGGUGCGUUACGUUAAAGAGCCAUACAUCCAAUCCCGAUUCUACCGGGCACCAGAGAUAUUGUUAGGGCUGCCGUUCUGUGAGAAAGUGGAUGUGUGGUCCUUGGGAUGCGUCAUGGCAGAGCUGCACCUUGGCUGGCCCCUCUACCCUGGGAACAAUGAAUAUGACCAGAUAAGAUACAUCUGUGAGACUCAAGGGAUACCCAGGCCCAAUCUUCUUAAUGCCGCCAGAAAAGCCCACCUCUUUUUCAAAAGAAGCCAGCACCCCGAGGCGGUGAAUUCUUGGCAGCUGAAAACCCCAGCAGAAUAUCUGUCGGACACCAAGGUGAAAUCUGUGGAAAGGAGGAAGUAUGUGCUGAAGUCCCUGGACCAGAUGGAGACAGUGAAUGUCCACAAGAUGAUCUACCCAGACAGUGAGGCCUUGGCUGAAUACUUUGACCUCAGGAGCAUGGUGGAGCUCAUCAAGAGAAUGUUGACUUGGGACUCCCAUGAGCGCAUCACACCUAGCGCAGCCCUGAAGCACCCCUACAUUUCCACACAGCCACUCAAGCAGAACUAUGACCUCACCCAGUACUACCAGUUGUGCAUGAGGAGCCUCCAUGAUUCACUACCCAACCAGGGAAAGGCUAUGGAGGAGGAAACUCAGGUCUACAGUGCCAUGGAAGAGGAGCACUUCUACUCUGGCCAGGAGCCUUUCAAUGAGGAGAAUGCUCAUGGCAUCCAAAGGACCACCAGCCAAAUGGAUGAUCUUAGCAUUGCUGAAGCCAACCGGGAGGUGCCCCUGAAAGUGUGGGGUGAAGGACCAAGUGAGGGGCUCUAUGAACCUCUCUCUGGUCACACAGAGGCUGCCUCUGGCCGGCGCAAGCCCCUCCACCAAAACCUCCGUUUGCGCCAUGAGCAGCAGGCCCAGCAAGAGCCUAUCCUGCCGUAUUACAGGAACCGGCAUGAGAGUCCCAAGCAUCGCAAAGCAUCCCACCAUGCCAAGUUGGACCCCACAUUUGAAAACCUCAUCUUGCUGGGACAAUACUCACCAGAGGAUAUCCCAAACUGGGAGAAGGAGAGUAACACCAGCACUGCUUCCAUGCCAGAGUCCAAAUCAAAGGAGGAUCCCAAUUACCCCAAAGGUCUGGUGUCCAACACUCAGCAAAGAGGCCCCACCGAAGCAUUUGAACCCGCCGCCACUGCUGCCACGAUGCAGCUGUCUGGGCCUGCCACCUGGCUGUCGGAGGAGGACUGGCUGGCCAAGCAUGGCUUGGACCGAGGGGCCGCCCCACUCAAGGCCAUGCUCCACGCCCCGCGGAACCGCCACCACCAGCUGCAGCCCCCUUACCUCCAACACAUCGCCAGUCACCACUGACCCAUCUGCGGCGGGGCUCCUUUGCCCAGGCAGGACAAGGGCAGAGGUGCAGCGGAGAAGAGAAAGGAGAGAGACAGAGAGAGAGAAAGAAAGAGGGGGGCACCCCAGUGGGGCCCUGCCCUUGAACAGAGAACCUUUGUAGCCCUGAAAUAUUUAGACUGUUCCUGGCUGCCCCCAGCUGCUUCCUUCAUAAUAAAG
This is a messenger RNA of Sceloporus undulatus (fence lizard), 2131 nucleotides long. RefSeq names its product homeodomain interacting protein kinase 4 (gene HIPK4). NCBI's taxonomy places the organism in Eukaryota, Metazoa, Chordata, Lepidosauria, Squamata, Phrynosomatidae. The coding region runs from base 80 to 1933 and encodes 617 amino acids. Gene Ontology annotation, biological process: peptidyl-threonine phosphorylation; peptidyl-serine phosphorylation. Gene Ontology annotation, cellular component: nucleus; cytoplasm. The transcript is spliced from 2 exons. Gene Ontology annotation, molecular function: protein serine/threonine kinase activity; protein tyrosine kinase activity; ATP binding. The record is from RefSeq and is a predicted model, not a curated record.